UCAGCUAACAAUCCAGUCCAGUCCCUUCAACAGAAGUUCCAGUCACAACAUGAAGUUCUUCCUCGCUUUGAGUCUUGCCCUGGUGGCCAUCUCCUGCAGUCUGGCUUUGCCAUUGGAGCUGGACAAUGCCGAGCCCCUUUCUCUGCUGGAUCUGGAGGCGGAACUGGAGCAGCCCCAGGUGGAUGAGCUAGCGGGUGACCGAGUUGUAAGAGGACUAGGCGGCUUUGGUGGACUCGGUGGCAAGUUUGGCGGCCUGGGAGGACUCGGCGGUCUGAAGGGAGGCUUUGGUGGUCUCGGACACGGCUUUGGCGGUGGCUUUGGCGGCCAUGGCUUCGGCGGCGGCUUCGGUAGCUUCAAAAGUCUCUUCAACAAGAAAUUCCGCUAAGCAGUACAACAGCCAACUAUAGUCUAAGAAUUAACUAAUAAAUGUUGAGUUAAGUAAAAGUUAAAAGUUGCCCGUCU
Messenger RNA from Drosophila kikkawai, 462 nucleotides. Its product is annotated as pupal cuticle protein Edg-91. The record is from RefSeq and is a predicted model, not a curated record. NCBI's taxonomy places the organism in Eukaryota, Metazoa, Arthropoda, Insecta, Diptera, Drosophilidae.